AUGUUCAGCGAGACCGAUAACAAAGAACACGCAAAACUCAAAAGGCCUGUAGUGAGACACUUCUCGGUCCCCAGCGUGCUUGCGAUGGAGCCCCAUAUGGACAAGACUAUAGAGGAGUUUUGCGAUCAUCUCGAGCGUCGAUUCGUGGACACCUCCAAGGCCUUCGAGUUUGGCGACUGGCUUGCUUACUGUGCGUGGGACUUUCUUGGCUACGUCACUUUUAGUAGAAAGUUUGGCUACAUGGACGAAGGCCGUGACUUCGACGGCACACUUGCAAUCGGCGACCAGGCGAUUGAUUACCUCGGUCUCUGUGGCCAGAUGCCGUGGCUGGACCACUGGUUGGACAAGAACCCGGUCUAUCCUCUCGGACCCCCGAACCUAUCCAACGUGACCAGGAUCGCAUUCGAGAACCUGACUGCGAGGCUCAAGGGAGAAGAUGAUGGCUUCAACCCCGAGAAGCCAGAUUUUCUGCAGUACUUCAUCGACUCCAAGGGGACACAUCCCGAGAUUGUCAAUGAGGGCACCAUUAUCGGCUACCUGCUUUUGAAUUGGGCUGAUACCACAGCCAUUACAAUGCGUGCACUAUUCUACUACUGUCUCAAGGACGCGCGUAUCUGGAAGCGAUUGGAAGCCGAAGUCAUCUCUGCUAUCCCAGCGGACAAGCCCGCGCCCUACGCCAUCGCCCGCGGGCUGCCAUACCUUGAAGCCGUUUGUCGGGAGACCCUGCGCUACCACCCACCCAUCGCGAUGACAAUGGAGCGAAUCGUGCCCGAGUCGGGUCUCACCCUUCCAAAUGGGUCCUUCGUAAGAGGGGGAACGCUCAUCGGCAUGAACCCUUACAUCAUGGGACGCAACAAAAAGGUCUAUGGCGAGGACGCCGACGAGUUCAGGCCAGAGCGGUGGCUUCAGCAGGAAGAUGAGGACGACGAGGCCUACAAGCUGCGAAUGCGGCAGUGGAAUGCGGCAGAUAUCGUCUUUGGCGGUGGCUCACGAAUCUGUCUAGGGCGGAACCUAAGUUUGAUGGAGGUCUAUAAAAUUAUUCCGUCUUUGAUUUCGAGGUUCGAGAUUGAGCUUGUGGAUCCGAAUGAGCAGUGGUGGACUAGCUCGCGGUGGUUUUACCGGACGAAGGGAGUUGUCUGCCACUUGAAGCGCAGACCUGCAAAGGCGUGA
Messenger RNA from Colletotrichum fioriniae, 1170 nucleotides. Lineage: Eukaryota; Fungi; Ascomycota; Sordariomycetes; Glomerellales; Glomerellaceae. The record is from RefSeq and is a predicted model, not a curated record.